CCUCCGAGCGCUGCCCAACACUGACGACAUCUACGCAGAGGAAAAAGUUGAAAUCUAGGGAAACAAUAACAAUAGAUAUAAACGCAAUGCUCUGUCUGUAAUGGCCAGUAGCUCCAGCUCCGAUGAAAGCUGCAAGGCGCCCGAUAACUUCCGCAUCUCGACUGCCUCCACGAACUGCGAGGACGAGGAGGCCAGCGAUGUCGCAGGAUACACAACAAAGCGCAGACCAUUGGCCAAGGAGCUGCUGCUUGUGAAGGAUGCGAGCGCCAAGGAUGCAGGCGUCACCGCGGGACUGGCUGCUCAUCAUAUGCGGUGCCCGCUGUGCCACAGCUGCAGCGCCAGCCGAUUCCACUGUCGCAAUUGCGUCAGAAACGGAAACAUUACUCACAGUCAGGCGGAAAGGCCCGAAAGUCUGACGGAGAAGCAGCAGCGCUAUAUCAACCUGCAGGCGGGGCUGAAAACCUUCAGCACGCGCUAUGAACGCCUCAUCGAGCAGCACCGCUCCAACGAGGAUCGCCUGAUGGCCAUCAAGGCGAAGCGGAAGCAGCUGGAGCUGCUGCAGCAACUAAUCACAGGAUCGGGCCAGAGAUUGCGCGUCCUCGGCGAACGGCGCGAUGAACUGCGUCGGGCCAAUGCCGAGAAGCGAAAGAACCUGCCCAAAUACCCGGACAAGGUUAAAAUGCUCGAGGAUUACGUGCUGGACAGAGUGGAGAAGAUAGAGAAACUCAAGGAGACCCAUCUGGGAUUGCUGGACAGCAUCAAGCAGGCAGCGCGGCGAGGCAUCCAGCAACUGGUCACCUUUGUGUUCCCCAUUGCCGAGGUGGUCCUCAAGGAGGAACAGCAGCGCAGGGCCAGCGUGGAGCGCAGCGAGGAGGCGGAAACCAUAGCGGCACUGGCCGAUGCCAAGAACACCUCGUACAUACGCGGCAAAUGGGUUUUCCAUGGCAGCGGGAUCAGUGAGGUCCAGUACAGGAUAGUGGGUCCUUCGCUUCCCGCCAACGGCGACUAUACCGCCUACCUAGACUGGCUGGCAGACAACAAGGACGACGUUCCGAAGGCUACGGCCAACGAGAUUACGCCCAGUCGAUUCGAGGCCUACCGCAUCGUGGGCGCUCUCACCUACACGGCGCAGCUGACGCAGUUGCUCAGCUUCUACCUGAACGUGCGGCUGCCGCACAAAAUCGCCUACGGAGACUUCUGUCGCAAGCUGCUCAACGAGGAACAGUUCCGACGCAAGAUAUCGCGGCUGAACUCCAACAUCAUGUAUCUGGCCUACACGCAGCAGGUCAAGUUGCGCGCCCUCAACGAGCAUCAUACACUGGAGAACUUGCUGGCCAUCCUGGAUCUGGAGCGCAGUGACCUGGGACGUUUCGGACAUCUGGACGUCACGAAUGCCCCGCUUAUGAAGUCCGUGGAUUCCCUACUAAUCGGCAUCGAAACGGCCACGGAAUCAGAGUCAGAGGAUGAGAACUCCCUGCGCAUGGACUGGGAAGCGGUACCCAGUGUCACUCCGCAGCCAGAGCUGGCGGAUCCCAGCCUGAUGCCAGCGGCCAAUCAGCAAUCCACCAUCGCCUUCGUGCGCAUGGCGGCCACGUCGGUUCUGCGCUGGAUCAAGUGAGUCGCAGCGCAAUCCCCCGAUCCUCCGGCGAUAUCAUCAUCAGGCAGGUGUGUUAUCUUUUACAAAUUAGGCUAAGCUAUCGUUUCUGUGACAGCGUGCCGGAGUUUGUCGGCAGUCGCUGAUUUUAGCGUUAUCUUUUGGUUUACAGAACUAAUUUUGUAUCGAUUCUAUAUACAUUUAUCUGCUGUGUGUAAAGAA
Molecule: messenger RNA, 1816 nt
Organism: Drosophila elegans
Lineage: Eukaryota; Metazoa; Arthropoda; Insecta; Diptera; Drosophilidae
Gene: Atg14
Product: beclin 1-associated autophagy-related key regulator
Exons: 3
Coding region: 101-1618 (505 amino acids)
Biological process (GO): autophagosome assembly; mitophagy; cellular response to starvation
Cellular component (GO): mitochondria-associated endoplasmic reticulum membrane contact site; phosphatidylinositol 3-kinase complex, class III; extrinsic component of phagophore assembly site membrane
Source: RefSeq, a predicted model, not a curated record